UUGUGAAAUUCUCAUGCCCUCAAAGCGUCGUAAAGUCAGGGCCUAAAGUUCCACUUUUCAUGAAUCUGAUUGAGCCACCCACUCAGAUACGAGGGCAAAUCUGUCAUUUCAACCCCUCCGUCUUACAAACCAAAGAAAAUCCGAGUAUUUAUAUGACAUCUCUACUCUAAAACUAAGCCUACUCUUUUCUCUAAUAAAAUAUUAAAUUUAAAGUGAGAGAAAAAGAGAGAGAUGGUGGACAAAAUGGAAGAGAAAAACGGUGGAGGUAGGGUGGAAGAAGAGGAGGAGCACGAGAGGUGUCCGGUGGAGGAGGUGGCGCUUGUCGUACCCGAAACCGACGAUCCAACACUUCCGGUGUUGACGUUUCGGGCAUGGUUUCUAGGGUUGACGUCUUGUGUCCUGCUUAUCUUUUUAAACACAUUUUUUAUUUUCAGGACUCAACCCCUUACAAUAUCAGCCAUCUUAAUGCAAAUUGCGGUAUUACCCAUGGGUAAGUUUAUGGCCCGGGUUAUGCCCACCGGAAAUUAUAGCUUAUUUGGUGGAAGGUGGGAGUUUAGUCUGAAUCCGGGUCCGUUUAAUAUAAAGGAGCAUGUAAUGAUAACGAUAUUAGCCAAUUGUGGUGUUUCUUACGGUGGUGGUGAUGCGUACUCGAUUGGAGCCAUUACUGUUAUGAAAGCUUACUAUAAACAGUCUUUGGGGUUCGUCUGUGCUCUUUUCAUCGUCUUGACUACCCAGAUAAUUGGAUAUGGAUGGGCUGGGAUGCUUAGAAGGUAUCUGGUUGACCCAGUUGAGAUGUGGUGGCCAGCAAACCUUGCUCAAGUCUCCUUUUUCAGGGCACUUCAUGAGAAAGAGCACAAACAGAAAGGAUUUACCCGGAUGCAAUUUUUCCUCAUCUUCUUUGCAGCAAGCUUUGCUUAUUAUGCGCUCCCUGGUUAUCUAUUUCCGAUUUUGACCUUUUUUUCCUGGGUGUGUUGGAUUUGGCCUCGAAGCAUUACAGCCCAACAGAUUGGAUCAGGUUACCAUGGGCUAGGUGUGGGCGCCUUCACCUUGGAUUGGGCGGGUAUUUCUGCCUACCACGGCAGUCCUCUGGUGGCACCUUGGUUUUCCAUUGUCAAUGUUGGGAUAGGUUUUAUCAUGUUCAUAUACAUAAUAAUCCCGCUUUGCUACUGGAAGUUUGAAACUUUUGAUGCUAGGAAAUUUCCUAUAUUUUCCAACCAGCUAUUUAGGACUAAUGGACUGAAAUAUGAUACCACCAAGAUUCUCACGCCACAACGUGACCUCAACGUUGCAGCUUAUAAUAGUUACGGGAAACUUUAUCUUAGUCCUCUUUUUGCCCUUUCAAUUGGAUCUGGAUUUUUAAGAUUCACUGCCACUCUUACACAUGUUGCUCUAUUCCAUGGAAGUGAUAUCUGGAAGCAGAGCAGGUCCGCAAUGAAAAAUGCAAAGAAGGAUAUACAUGCUAAGUUGAUGAGUAAAUACAAACAAGUGCCUGAAUGGUGGUUCCUGAUCUUGUUAGUAUUGAGUGCAGCAUUUUCAAUCUUAAUGUCGUUUAUCUGGAAGGAUGAUGUGCAACUUCGCUGGUGGGGCAUGCUCCUUGCAUUUGUAUUGGCUUGGGUUGUGACUCUUCCCAUUGGUGUCAUUCAAGCAACCACAAACCAGCAACCUGGGUACGACAUAAUAGCACAGUUCAUAUUUGGGUAUGUCUACCCUGGGAAACCCAUAGCUAAUUUACUUUUCAAGAUAUAUGGGCGAAUCAGCACAGUUCAUGCUCUUGCUUUCCUAUCCGAUCUUAAACUUGGGCACUACAUGAAAAUCCCACCCAGGUCCAUGUACGCAGCUCAGCUUGUAGGCACACUGGUUGCUGGUGUUGUCAACCUUGCAGUAGCCUGGUGGAUGUUGGGGUCCAUCGAAAACAUAUGCGAUGUGGAAUCUCUUAAUCCCAACAGCCCAUGGACCUGCCCCAAAUUCCGGGUCACCUUUGAUGCUUCUGUUAUAUGGGGCUUAAUUGGGCCUCAAAGGCUAUUCGGGUCAGGAGGUUUGUACAGGAACUUGGUAUGGCUAUUCCUAGUUGGAGCAGUUUUGCCUGUUCCAGUGUGGAUACUCCACAAGAUAUUCCCUGAAAACAAAUGGAUACCGUUGAUCAACAUUCCAGUCAUAUCAUACGGGUUUGCAGGGAUGCCACCAGCAACACCAACAAACAUAGCUAGUUGGCUGGUCACUGGUACCAUUUUCAACUACUUUGUAUUCAAAUACAGGAAAGAAUGGUGGAAGAGGUACAAUUAUGUUCUAUCAGCAGCUUUGGAUGCCGGGACAGCUUUCAUGGCUGUUCUGAUAUUCUUCGCUCUCCAAAAUGAGGACAAGAAUCUGAAAUGGUGGGGAACAGAAAUUGAUCAUUGCCCCUUAGCAUCGUGCCCAACUGCACCAGGGAUUAUGGUGCCAGGAUGUCCUGUGCAUUGAUCGUGAUGAAAGUCAUGCAAAUAUGCCGUUAAAGUUAGUGUAGGACUAUUAUUAUUGUUUAUGAAGAUGUUACAUUUAUAAUAGGAUGAGUACAAGUUUGUGAGUAAGAAAAUAAACACAGUGAUAGAAUCAUUUUCCUACCGAAGCCUAAUUAGUGUGGUUGAAGUCGUUCUGCGAUCAA
Spinacia oleracea (spinach) is the source of this 2638-nucleotide messenger RNA. RefSeq names its product oligopeptide transporter 3. The coding region runs from base 232 to 2457 and encodes 741 amino acids. NCBI's taxonomy places the organism in Eukaryota, Viridiplantae, Streptophyta, Magnoliopsida, Caryophyllales, Amaranthaceae. The record is from RefSeq and is a predicted model, not a curated record. The transcript has 6 exons. Gene Ontology annotation, biological process: transmembrane transport. Gene Ontology annotation, molecular function: oligopeptide transmembrane transporter activity.